GCUUCACUUACUGCGGUCACCUGCAGUUGGAUCAACAGACACGACCUACAGACGGUUGUGGUUCGAUCCCCUCACAACAACACGCUUCCGGGGCCAGGACAGCGACAGGUGCACCCGGCAGGGAGCAUAUUUUACAGAGUGUGCUGCUGACGUGAUGCUGGAGGAUCAGGCUGUGGUGCACUGAGCCUCCCAUGGCUGUUAGCACCAUGGACUCGGAGUCAGCCCGGACACCUCAGCCCCAGGCGACCCUUUCUAAAGGAGGCCACUCCCUCCUGUCUCCUGGGGCUCUGAGUGCUACGCUGGGCCAUCAAGGGAAGCACUAUGUCUGUGGCUCCAUUGCAGCUUUUACCAAUAUCAUGGUAACUUUCCCCAUCCAGAAGGUGCUGUUCCGCCAGCAGCUGCACGGUGUGUUGGCCACGGAGGCAGUGCGGCAGCUCCAGAGGGAUGGGCUGAGGAAUCUUUACCGGGGCCUGUUGCCCCCACUACUCCAGAAGAGCACCACAGUGGCCAUCAUGUUUGGCCUGUACGAGGAUUUCUCUCGAGUCUUAUUGGACCGGGCUGAUAGCAGUGGUGUGCCGGAGCUGGCCACACGAAGCUUUGCUGCAGCAUUGGCAGGAACUGCAGAGGCCUUCCUGACGCCAUUUGAGCGUGUGCAGACUCUCCUACAAGACCAUCGGCACCACGGCCGCUUCAACAACACAGCCCACACCUUCCGGAUACUUAUAACUGAGUAUGGUGUCAGAGAGUGCUACCGUGGCCUCGUGCCCAUACUCCUACGUAACAGCCCUAGCAAUGUGCUCUUCUUUGGGCUCCGGGGGCCCAUUAAAGAGCAGCUCCCAGAAGCCACUAGCCGAGUAGGUCACUUGGUGAAUGAUUUUGUGUGUGGAGGGGUGUUGGGGGCCGCUCUGGGCAUUAUGUUCUAUCCAUUAAAUGUGGUGAAGUCCCGGGCUCAGUCUCAGGUUGGUGGAGCCUUCCAGCCUUGCAUUAAGGUGCUGCUGACCGUGUGGAGAGAGAGGGGUGGUAGCGUGGCCAUGCUCUACAGAGGGGCUCACCUCAAUUACCACCGAUCCCUCCUCUCCUGGGGGAUCAUCAACGCCACCUAUGAGCUAAUGCUGAAGCUCAUAUGAGAGGGGGAAUGGAGAUGACAAAAGAAAAGAAAGAGAACGUGUUUAAAGGGAAAUGCGUGUAUGGAGUAAAAGAUCCAGUUUGUCAAGAAGAAAAAAAAAAAAAGAAGAAAAAGCCUAUGCACUAGCUGUCCAGCAGUUUUUGUGAGACACUGGAGUUUCUACAACUAAAAGACAGCAAUGAUGUUGCACUUCUGACCGGGGGCCAACAGUCAGCGUGAGAUAACCACCUGCCAUUGUGACUAUUCACUGAUUUCAGAGUAUAACAGUAAAAACACUCUGUCGCCUAUAACAAAACUUGUGCCAGGGUCCAAUUAAUGUGCCCUUGUUUGCUCUGAAACUCUCUCUCAAACUUUGAUUUGAGCAAACUGAACUCCUGUGCUUUUUGCUUUUUCCCACAGUUUCACGCAAAUGUUCCUUCACUGGAUAUUGUGUUUGUAAGAGAAGCUGCUUUCUUUCUAUGUGCUGUGUGCUGUGGUGUCAUGUUGACAAUUCCUUCCACCAAGAGCACUUUGUCUAUAAAACUGAAUUCUGCCUCUCAACUCAAACACGUUUGUGCUUCUGACUAUUAUAAAACCUAAGAAUUUUUUCAAGGAAUUGUGAUACUGUGCUGUGUCAGCUGUUGAUGACCUCUUGUGGCUAGUGCGUAUCAGAUGUACAUGUUCUUGGAAACACUUUCCAGGCUGGUCAUUUAAAACGGUUUGUUCUUUGUCACAUUAUUCAUCUAUGGGAAAUGUUUGUCUGGAUGAUGUAUACAUCAGUAAAAUAUACAGUUACACGCAAA
This is a messenger RNA of Paralichthys olivaceus (Japanese flounder), 1908 nucleotides long. It is a transcript of the gene slc25a51b, whose product is annotated as solute carrier family 25 member 51b. Gene Ontology annotation, molecular function: NAD transmembrane transporter activity. The record is from RefSeq and is a predicted model, not a curated record. Lineage: Eukaryota; Metazoa; Chordata; Actinopteri; Pleuronectiformes; Paralichthyidae. Gene Ontology annotation, biological process: mitochondrial NAD transmembrane transport. Gene Ontology annotation, cellular component: mitochondrion.